AGUGCCAUAUUGGGAAUCCAUUUCCCCAGCUUCAAGAUUGUCUUUUUCUGUCUGCAAUCCUGGCUUUCGGUUGCAAGAAUUUUAAGGGCGUCAUUCUACAGAAGAGAGAAGGACAUGACGCAGCGUCUCUCAAAUCUGGUUUCUGACCAUGGACCAUUUCGAUGAAGAAAUGGGUCUAGGCCAGGGGAGUGACAGUGAUGUCAUCAGAGAGUCAGCAGGGAGAAGAGACAGGUGCCACACAUAGAAAGGAUAGACAGCAUGUCCAGAGAAACACACAACAGACGAUGGAGGACCAGGACCAAUCAGAAGAGAAGAGGGGCAGACCAUUGAAUGCUGACGUUGAGGCUGUGCUGUUGCAUGUGAAUGGAGAUGAACAGCAGAAUGUGGAAAACAGUGAGACAAGGAGGCAAAGGCGAGACACUCAGAAGAUGCACAAAGGGCAUGUGAAACAUGCGGAUGGACCCCUGCCAGUGAGUGUCUCAUUUGUUGAGAGGGACAGAGACAAGCGUCCUGAAGAUCCACGGGGAACUGGACCCUUCUUCUUCUUUGGGGGGAGCAAUGGGGCCUCUAUAGUUGUUUCAUAUUGUGAGAGUCGAGGCUGGCAGCGCAUAUAUGAUAAGACAAGGCUGGACUUCAAGCUGAAGUGGUGUGAAAAGAAAUCACCUGCUACCUACUACAACUUCAAAGCAGGUGGACAGUUGCUAUACCAGAUACCCAAUAACAAGGUCCUGACCACUAAGAUUGGCCUUCUAAACAGCCUACGGGAGUUUGAGAGAGUCAGCAGCAAAGUCAAUUACGGAUGUAGAACCAGUUGCAGGAGGAUGAAAAUGGAGGAAUAUUUUCCUGUCACCUUCCGCAUGGAUAUGAAAGACGAGAGAGAGGCAUUUUUUAACGGAGUAUGCAAUGAUAAAACCAGCUUGUGGAUCUGCAAGCCAACAGGACUUAACCAGGGUCGUGGCAUUUUCCUGCUACGGACACCAGAAGACAUUACAGGAUUCAGAGAAAGACUGCAAAACACAAUAGAGCAGCAGUCUGACAGAAAGUCAACUUUCAGCAUGCCACAGGCCCGGGUUGUUCAACAGUACAUCGAGAACCCAUUGCUACUAACCGGCAGGAAAUUUGAUGUGCGGUCAUACUUUCUAAUUGCUUGCACCUCGCCAUACAUGGUGUUUUUUCGCCAUGGUUACGUCCGAUUGACAUGUAACCUUUAUGACCCCAACUCCGACAAUCUCACGGGCCACUUGACCAAUCAAUACAUGCAGAAGAAGAACCCUCUCUACAGUCUACUAAAAGAGGAGACAGUUUGGUCCAUGGAGCAACUCAAUACGUAUAUUAAUGAAAUGUAUAUGGUGCCAAAGGGUCUACCCAAAGACUGGGCUCUGGGUCCUUUUGCAAAAAGAAUGCAGCACAUUAUUAUGCAGUGCUUUCAGUCUGUCAAAUCUAAGCUGGACUGCAAACUUGGUUACUUUGACCUAAUCGGCUGUGACUUCUUGAUUGAUGAGGAUUUCAAGGUCUGGUUGCUAGAGAUGAACUGUAACCCAGCGCUGCAUACUAACUGUGAAGUACUGAAAGAUGUGGUGCCUAGGACAGUCUCUGAGACCCUUGACCUAACUUUGGAAAUCUUUAACAAGUCUUGCUGUGGACUGAAGCUGCUGCCCCUGAACAGUCAAAGAGACUUUGUUUUGCUGUACAGUGGUGAGACUACGGCCAUAACCAUCCAAAAGCACAAAACUGCAGGGUCCCUCUCGACCUUCCAACUAAAGAGUAACUCCACCCACAAUAACACCAACAAAACCGACAAAGCCAUAGCAGCAGCAGCAACAACAACAACAACAACAACAUCCUCAACAGGGAAAUUACCUAAUAGUGGCAGCAAAUCUCAAAUUUGUGCUAACACAGAAACUCAAGCCACACUUGUUUUCUCAGAUGUUACUUUGGCCAAUACGGGCCCACCAACUAAGCAUAAUUUAGGAGCAGCAGCCAUAACCAAGAAGAACCUGACGUCCAAAUCAAAUGAAACAAAUCAACCUCGACCACACCACCCCAAGCCUGUCCAGGCUCGUGUAGUGUUGCGGCUCAGAAACUGCACCUGGCAGCCACCUGCAAUGGUCUCCAAACUCAACGCACCUCCACAAUCAGUACCGGUAAUGAGUGCUAUCGGGUCUUUGUCUACACCAGCAGUAAGCAAAGGCUCAAAAUCCACACAAAGGCUUGGCACUCAAGGCCACCAGAUAAACAAAGGGGAGCACAUGAGCUGCCACCUCAAGAUGUCCAAGAUUCAUCUGGCUAAGCUAUACUCCCUCCAGACUGGGUGGACAGAAAAGAAAGAACCUGAGAAAAUGAAAAAGAUGACAGAUGACAUCAAGAAAGAACUAAGCAAUAGUUCUAGAUCACAAUGCUGAACUCAAAGUUAUUAUGAGGGAUUAUGCUCAGAAUAACCUGAAUCUGACUGAGCUACUGCUUAUGACUAAUGCUGUUCCUCAUCAUUAUUUCAAUAAAUUGCCAUAACUUGCCAUGACAUUUUGCAGUGAUUCAAAAUAAAAAAUAUAGUGCCCCCAAAGUGUAUUUGGACACUUAAUUCACACUUUAAAAUGUCAGAAUAUCACAAAAUACCAAACCAAGUGCCAUCUGCAAAAAAAAAAACAAACAAAAAAAAACA
Messenger RNA from Xyrauchen texanus (razorback sucker), 2659 nucleotides. It is a transcript of the gene ttll10, whose product is annotated as tubulin tyrosine ligase-like family, member 10. Lineage: Eukaryota; Metazoa; Chordata; Actinopteri; Cypriniformes; Catostomidae. The coding region runs from base 198 to 2402 and encodes 734 amino acids. Gene Ontology annotation, biological process: protein modification process. The record is from RefSeq and is a predicted model, not a curated record. The transcript has 12 exons.